This is a messenger RNA of Nerophis lumbriciformis (worm pipefish), 993 nucleotides long. NCBI's taxonomy places the organism in Eukaryota, Metazoa, Chordata, Actinopteri, Syngnathiformes, Syngnathidae. The record is from RefSeq and is a predicted model, not a curated record.
AUGGUGCUAUUGCGAGAAGGGAUGUGCCCUGGACUGGAUCAAGAUUUGGUUCGUCGUUUGCGAGACGUUCACGUCAAAACAGUGGAAGACUAUGUCUCGUCGGACAUCGAGGACCUUGCACGAAAAUGUUCGGCGUCAUAUACGGCUCUGAUGGCCAUCCGCAGGGUGCUGCUAGCCCAGCACGCCGCCUUUCCUGUGUCGGGGGCCGACCUCUAUGAUGAGCUCCUUAGUUCCUCCGCCAUCCUCGCCACCGGAAACCCUGACCUGGACACGUUGCUUGAUUCUGGCGUGUACACGGGUGAGAUCACAGAGCUGGCGGGAGGGCCUGGAAGUGGAAAAACUCAAGUGUGUAUGGGCCUAGCGGCGACCGUGUCGCACCGCCUGAAGCAAAACGUGAUUUAUGUGGACACCACAGGGGGGCUUACAGCAGGGCGUCUGCGCCAAAUGCUACAAAGCCAGACAAGUAGCCACGACCAGCAGAUGGAAGCUCUCCAGAGGAUCACCGUCUACCGUGCGUUUGACGUCUUCUCGCUGCUCGACUGUCUGUACCGUCUCAGCGCCAACGGCGGCAGGCUUCGGCAGGCGUGCGGCAGCUGCGUUAAGGCACUGAUCGUGGACUCCGUGUCGGCCGUCAUCGCACCUCUGCUUGGAAGCAAAUAUCAGGAAGGCAUGUUAAUGAUGAACCAAGUAGCAAUCUCCCUCAAAACCAUGGCCAAGGAUUUCAACUUAGCUACUUUGGUGACCAAUCACGUGACGCAGAAUGACGAGGGCGAGGUGCAGCCUGGCCUAGGGGUGUCAUGGAGUCACGUUCCCAGAACCAGAGUCCUCUUGGAGCGACUUCCUGACGCCGACCGACCCACUCUGCGAUCCGUCACCCUCGUCAAGUCAUCCAGGCAGCCGUGUUUGUUACGGGCCGAGUUGGACCUUCAAUGGUGGAGUCACUCCGAUUCCGAGGCGUCGAGAAAAACAGAGUUGGACAGAGGAAAUUCCUGA